Spea bombifrons (plains spadefoot toad) is the source of this 1849-nucleotide messenger RNA. RefSeq names its product cystine/glutamate transporter-like. The record is from RefSeq and is a predicted model, not a curated record. The transcript has 12 exons. Lineage: Eukaryota; Metazoa; Chordata; Amphibia; Anura; Pelobatidae. Gene Ontology annotation, cellular component: membrane. Gene Ontology annotation, biological process: amino acid transmembrane transport. Gene Ontology annotation, molecular function: L-amino acid transmembrane transporter activity. Bases 92 to 1546 code for a protein of 484 amino acids.
AUCCCAAAAAAGCUCCUGACCGGCAGAGAGGGGGAAGACGGCAGAAACGGGGCAACGAGGAGCAGCCGACGCUCCUUCUACAUCAACUGCAAUGGGCACCUGCAAAGCCGGGGCGGAAAAAGAAGACGCCACGGGAAAAGACGGAGCGGUGUACCUGAGGAAGAAGAUCACUUUACUCCGAGCCGUCUCGCUGGUGAUCGGCUCCAUUAUCGGGAGCGGAAUCUUCAUCUCCCCAAAAGGGGUCCUGAAAAACUCGGGCAACGUGGGUCUUUCGCUGGUCGUCUGGGUGGCUUGCGGAGUCCUCUCCAUGUUCGGGGCGCUGUCCUACGCUGACAUUGGCACCGCUAUCAAGAAGUCCGGGGGGCAUUACAUCUACCUGCUGGAGACUCUGGGUCCGUUGCCAGCCUUCUUGCGACUCUGGGCUGAAUUUGUCAUGAUCCGGCCGGCUAACAUCGCCGUGGGCUCUCUGGCCUUCGGACGGUACCUGAUCGAGCCGGUCUUCGCCCCGUGCCAUGCGCCUGAUCCGGCUGUUAAGCUGCUGAGCGCCAUUGGGAUCAUUUUUAUCAUCGCCCUGAACUGCUGGAGCGUCAGCUGGUCGGCGAAUCUUCAAACCACCUUUAUGGUCCUGAAGCUGGUGGCCAUCGGACUCGUUAUCGUCCCCGGGAUGAUCGCGCUGGCCAACGGACGGACGGAGAAUUUCCAGAACGCGUUCGAUACGUCGUCCUUGGCUCUGGAUAAACUCCCUCUGGCGUUCUAUUCUGGAAUGUUUGCCUUCGGAGGCUGGUUUUAUAUCAAUUUUGUAACAGAGGAAAUGAUAAAUCCGGAAAGAAACAUCCCGAUAACCGUGAUCGUCUCCCUGACCGUGGUCACCGUCUGCUACCUCCUCGCCAACGUUUCCUACUUCGCGGUCCUGACGGCGGACGAGGUUCUGGCCUCGGAGGCCGUGGCCGUGAGCUUUGCUGAUCAAACACUCAGACAAUUCUCCUCCGUGAUCCCCGUCCUCGUGGCCCUGUCCUGCUUUGGAGCCUUAAACGGAGGGAUUUUCGCCUCUUCAAGGAUGCUCUUUGUGGCCGCCCGGGAAGGUCAGUGGCCGUUUUUGUUCUCAAUGAUCCAUAUUCGGAGACAGACCCCGCUCCCCGCCCUGAUAUUAAUGAUGCCUCUCGUCUUUCUGAUGAUCGCCAUGGGUGACCUUUAUGGACUCUUAAACUUCUACAGUUUCUCCCGUUGGAUCUUCAUGGGACUUGUUACCCUCGGGCUCAUCAUACACCAGCGGCGAUACCCGCAUCUGCCCCGACCUUUCAAGGUACCGAUUAUUAUACCGCUGGUGUUUACCACGCUCUGCCUGUUCAUUGCGGGCAUGUCCCUGUACUCGGACCCCCUGAAUACGGGUAUCGGCUGCGCCAUCACGUUGAGUGGGCUUCCCGUCUACUACCUUACCCUCCAUAAGUCGAGACUACCCCAGCGGUGGAGAGACAAUUUCAAUUUCCUGACCACGAAGCUACAAGUGUUGAUGGAGGUGAUCCCCCAAGAAGUGCAAACCUACUAAAAAGCUGGAGAUUUAGGGGCUGCGCAACGUACGAGAUACACAUCCGAGCCCCAUGGACACUGUUACCGGCCACGUCCGCCAUCUUGCAUCGUCCUUCACAGCUUAUAUGAAUCGGAUAAGGAUUUUCCAAGGAUCUGGGCAGAAUAUACUUGAACGUAACUCAGUUAUGGGCAUUAGACAAGCUUUUUUUAGAAAUGUUUAACAAAAAAUUUGAUACCUAACAGGGCAAAACAAGCUUCUCUAUAUUAAUAUCAAAAGAGAAAUAUCCAUCCCUAAAAAUAAAAGAAUUUAGAAUCGAAGCGA